This is a messenger RNA of Elephantulus edwardii (Cape elephant shrew), 1047 nucleotides long. Its product is annotated as mas-related G-protein coupled receptor member D-like. Gene Ontology annotation, molecular function: G protein-coupled receptor activity. The transcript has 2 exons. Gene Ontology annotation, biological process: G protein-coupled receptor signaling pathway. Lineage: Eukaryota; Metazoa; Chordata; Mammalia; Macroscelidea; Macroscelididae. Gene Ontology annotation, cellular component: membrane. The record is from RefSeq and is a predicted model, not a curated record. Bases 1 to 1047 code for a protein of 348 amino acids.
AUGACCUCAUUUGGAAAUAGUCUUGUAGAAGGGGUUGGAUCACCUGAGAUCGUUCUGGAGUCAGGGAUGAACGGCACUCUGGAUGGCAGCGAGAUCCUCGAGUUGACCUUAAUCAACAUCACGAUGGACGCGUGGGGUGUAACCUUUCUCAUACUCAGCGUUCUGACCCUGCUCACCUGCGUGUGCGGGAUGGUGGGCAAUGGUGUGGUCGUCUGGCUGCUGGGCUUCCGCGUGCAGAGGAACCCCUUCUCUGUCUACGUCCUCAACCUGGCGGUGGCUGACUUCCUCUUCCUCCUCUGCUUGGUCCUUGUGCUAAGCAUGGAAUUCCUCAAGAAGAUGAUUGAGACGUACUUCUUCUUCUUCCUGCUGCUAAUAAUAGUGAUGUUCUUUGCAUACACCGCGGGCCUGAGCCUGCUGACCGUCAUCAGCGUCCAGCGCUGCCUCUCCGUCCUCUUCCCCAUCUGGUACAAGGUCCACAGGCCCCGGCACCUGUCCACCGUGGUGUGCACCCUGCUCUGGGGGCUGGCUCUCCUCAUGAUGACACUGGCCAUUUCCUUCUGCUAUACUGACAUUCAGCGAGGCUUCACCAUGGACAUGUUCAUGAAUGUUCUCAUUCUGGGGAUCUUUACACCCAUUAUGAUCCUCUCCAGCGUGGUCCUCUUCGUCCAGAUCCAGAGAAGACCCCGCGCGUGGCGUCGGCGAUCCGUGAGGCUGUUUGUGAUCAUCCUGGUCUCAGUCCUGGUGUUUGUGGUCUGCUCUCUGCCCUUCGGCAUCUUCUGGACCCUCCUCUACAGGCUACAAGCACGUUCUUACGUGUAUUAUCUGUUAAUGAAGCUGUCAUGCUUCACCUCGUCCCUGAGCAGCAGUGCCAACCCCUUCAUCUAUUUCCUGGUGGGCAGACGGAGGAGCAGCAGCCUAAGGGUGCCCCUGAGGUCCAUCCUGAGCAGGGCAUUGCAAGAGGGCCCAGAGUUGGGGGGAAAAGAAAUGUCCUCCACAAGUGGUUACCAAGACAAAUCGUCAGCAGGUCGCCUUGAGGACCUCUCCUGA